AUGCAACCUAGAGACUUUCCGGUUUCGAACCAGCGAAGAGAAACUAAAAAAGAGAAUGUUGGAUUCCGUCCUCCAAUUUAUGUUCCAAGAAAGAAAGACCAAGAUCUAAAAAAGCGAAUGUUAACUCCGAGAUCAGCCAAAAAAGAAAGACUAAGACUUAAAGAAGAGAAUAUUAGCACCGAUAUGCUAGAAUGA
Molecule: messenger RNA, 195 nt
Organism: Cetraspora pellucida
Lineage: Eukaryota; Fungi; Glomeromycota; Glomeromycetes; Diversisporales; Gigasporaceae
Source: the annotation of a GenBank genome assembly